Molecule: messenger RNA, 628 nt
Organism: Thalassophryne amazonica
Lineage: Eukaryota; Metazoa; Chordata; Actinopteri; Batrachoidiformes; Batrachoididae
Gene: pop7
Product: POP7 homolog, ribonuclease P/MRP subunit
Exons: 2
Coding region: 75-530 (151 amino acids)
Biological process (GO): tRNA 5'-leader removal
Cellular component (GO): nucleolar ribonuclease P complex; ribonuclease MRP complex; nucleus
Molecular function (GO): nucleic acid binding
Source: RefSeq, a predicted model, not a curated record
GAAUGAAUUGGCGAAAAGGAAAGUAGGCUGAAUUCGUCAAAUAUAUUUAUCACUUUGAGCGUGCACACGAUACCAUGACAGAAUCACGCAACCCAGUGAUGGCUGUCAUCCCGCAGGUGGCCCCGGCGCACACUGACACGACCUCCUCGGCUACAGAGAUGGACCCAGUUGAAUACACGUUGAGAAAACGCCUCCCACGUAAACUUCCAAAGAGACGAAAUGACGUCUAUGUUAACAUGAAGACGGAUUUCAGAGCCCAGCUUGCACGCUGCCAGAAGCUGCUGGAAGGUGGUGGCCACAGGGAGAUCUGUGUGCACGGCCUGGGCCUGGCUAUUAACAGAGCCAUCAACAUCGCCCUUCAGCUUCAGGCCAGCAGCCAGGGGGCGCUUCAGCUGGCAGCCAACACUUCCACAGUGGAGCUUGUGGACGAUCUGGAGCCAGAAGACCCCGAUGAGGCAAGGGAACCCAUGACACGUACGCGGAACAACUCAGCCAUUCACAUCAAGGUUUUCUACCCAGACAUACAGUAAUGUGGCUUCCUUGUUGGGUGGUGCAGUGGACAAACAUUUUCCCACCUUUUUUGGGUGAUUGGAAACCUGACAGUAGUAGAUGGCUGUUGAGAGAAGUA